Parastagonospora nodorum SN15 is the source of this 1648-nucleotide messenger RNA. RefSeq lists its product as hypothetical. Gene Ontology annotation, molecular function: calcium:proton antiporter activity. Gene Ontology annotation, biological process: calcium ion transmembrane transport; intracellular calcium ion homeostasis. The record is from RefSeq and is a predicted model, not a curated record. The transcript is spliced from 3 exons. Gene Ontology annotation, cellular component: fungal-type vacuole membrane. The coding region runs from base 326 to 1648 and encodes 440 amino acids. Lineage: Eukaryota; Fungi; Ascomycota; Dothideomycetes; Pleosporales; Phaeosphaeriaceae.
UUUGCCUCUGCAGCGACCACAGUUAUGAGUGAGUACCUAACCAUGGCUCAUUGAAGCAUAUUCCCCGCCCUGUCCCCGUCACGCCCUCUCCCGCAAUUGGCAUCGCCCAGCCUAGUUGGACCGCGUCUCUUGGUAUUCUCAACACCAUCGCUCGCAUACCAUCAGCCUCUGCGCCUGCAUCUGCAUCUGCAUCUGCAUCUGCAUCUGCAUCUGCACAGCUGGCCUUGUCCGCACAUUCCAGCCUGCAUCACCCUGGUGCAACCUGCAACCCACCCAGAGCUAAUCGUCGCGCCGCACAGAAAACAUCAAGAGAGACUUCCACCGCAUGGGACGCCACACCUCGUACCCCCAGAACCAGCAGCAGAACCAGCCGCAGACCAUGCCCGCCCCCAAUGGCCGCUACCACAACGAGACGACGCCGCUCAUCGGCCGCACCCAGAACAGCGAAGACGACUCGCGCUUCAAGACGCUGCCCAAGCACGUCGUGCACCUGACGUAUGCCACGCUCGCCAGCAACUAUGUCAACGUCCUGCUGGUCUUUGUACCCAUCGGCAUCAUCGCCGGCCUGAUGCACUGGAACCCCACGGCCGUCUUCAUCCUCAACUUCAUCGCCAUCAUCCCGCUCGCCGCCCUGCUGAGCUUUGCGACCGAGGAGCUGUCCGCCAAGCUGGGCCAGACGCUCGGUGGGUUGAUGAAUGCGACCUUUGGCAAUGCCGUCGAGCUGAUUGUCUCCAUUGUCGCCCUCAAGGACGGCGAGAUCCGCAUCGUCCAGUCGAGCAUGCUGGGCAGCAUCCUGUCCAACAUUCUGCUUGUCCUCGGUUGCUGUUUCCUUGCUGGCGGUAUCCGCGAGCAGGAGCGCAGCUUCAACGAGACGGUCGCCUCCACCAUGUCGUCGCUCAUGGCCGUCGCCUCGGCAUCGCUCAUCAUCCCCGCCACCCUCUACGCCGUCAUGCGCAACGGCGACAAGCACGACCCGGCCACUGACGAGAACAUCCUCGUCCUCUCCCACGGCACCUCCAUCAUCUUGCUGAUCCUCUACAUCCUGUACCUCUACUUCCAGCUCUACUCGCACCACAACCUGUUCGCCGAUGUCGAGAACCAGGGCGGCGAGGACGAGGAAGAGCCCCAGAUCCUGUCGCCCGUCGCCGCCGGUGUUGCGCUCGUUGUCGUCACCGUCAUGGUCGCCAUCUGCGCCGAGUUCCUUGUUGGCAGCAUCGACUCGAUUGUUGAAUCUGCAAACAUCAGCAAAACGUUCGUGGGCCUGGUCUUGAUCCCGAUUGUCGGAAACGCCGCCGAGCACGUCACCGCUGUCAUCGUCGCAUACAAGGGCAAGAUGGACCUCGCUAUCAACGUCGCCAUUGGCUCCUCGAUGCAGAUUGCCCUCUUCGUCACUCCCUUCCUCGUCCUCCUCGGCUGGGCCAUGCACCAGCCCAUGACGCUGCACUUCCAGGGCUUCGAGACAAUCGUCUUCUUCAUCUCGGUCCUGAUUGUCAACUACCUGAUCCAAGACGGAAAGAGCAACUACCUCGAGGGUGCCAUGUGCAUUGGUAUCUACGCCAUCAUCGCGCUGGCCUUCUACAUCUACCCCGACAACGCGAAUGGCGAACUCGGCCCCAAGUUCAUUGCGAGCUUCUUCGAGCGCUCAUAA